Dreissena polymorpha is the source of this 3606-nucleotide messenger RNA. Its product is annotated as beta-1,4-galactosyltransferase 7-like. NCBI's taxonomy places the organism in Eukaryota, Metazoa, Mollusca, Bivalvia, Myida, Dreissenidae. Gene Ontology annotation, molecular function: xylosylprotein 4-beta-galactosyltransferase activity. Bases 834 to 1439 code for a protein of 201 amino acids. The transcript has 8 exons. Gene Ontology annotation, biological process: proteoglycan biosynthetic process; carbohydrate metabolic process. The record is from RefSeq and is a predicted model, not a curated record.
UGAUUGCCACCAUCUUUGAAUUGUCUGAAAAUACAGUCGGUCGGGUAGUUCCGGAUCACUAGCAGUUGAUUCGGAAUUACCCGAGAUCCGGAACUACCCGAUCGACUGUACGUGAAGUUGCAUAUUACGGAUUUGAAUCAGAAAUCAAAUGGAAGGUUGGAGAAAAAAUGGGAUCCAAGCACCCUCCGCGUUAUAUUGGAUUCAGCGUUAUAACCGAGCGCGUUAUAUUGGAGUUACAGUGUAUAACAAGAGCAAACAACUGUUAAGUAAAUGAAGGAAGAAUCGUUCUCCGUGUUGAAUGGCCAGGCGAAUCCCAGUGUUAAAAUGCUUCAUAUGUGCAGCUGUUGUAUACUCUCUCACUCUCACCUUGCUCUUCAUGUGGUGGAACCCUGCAACAUCAAUCAACUUCAACGCGGAUGAUAAAUAUGGCACACACUCAAGAACAAAAAUUCAUGAUUUGCCAAGGGUGGUGGAAUUAAUGGAUCAAAUAAUCUCAAACAAUUUUUCUAGUUUUUUACUUCAGCAUUUGUCUCAUUUUAAAGGACAUAAUGUUACUUUACAAGAUGAUCAUCAAGAAUGGGGAAAGCACAUGUUGGCUGUUGUAGUGCCAUUUAGAGACAGAUUUGAAGAGCUAAUGGAAUUCGCACCACAUUUAUAUUUGUACCUACUAAAAAAGAAAAUAAGACAUAAAAUAUAUGUGAUCAACCAGAUUGAUUCUCUAAGCUAAUAAUUACUCUGAGAGCACAUAUGACUUUCCAUGUGACAGAUUCAACCGUGGAUCUUUGAUCAAUAUCGGAGCCCUGGAAAGUGAUCCAGACUGUGAUUACAUCGCCAUGCAUGACGUGGACCUUCUGCCACUUAGUGACCAGUUGGACUACUCAUACCCGCAGAGCGGGCCCUUCCACAUAGCAGCUCCAAGCCUGCAUCCCCUCUACCAUUAUCCAACCUUCAUUGGUGGUAUCCUGCUGAUAACCAAGGAACAUUUCUCAUUGGUCAAUGGCCUGUCUAACAGAUACUAUGGCUGGGGUAGAGAAGACGAUGAAUUCUAUGUCAGACUGAAAAAAGCUGGACUACUGAAAACUGGCUACAUCACAAUGAAUGAGUCACAAACUGUUGCAUAUGAAAUACGACGUCCCCAAAAUGUGUCCACAGGCCUGAAUACCUUCAAACACAUCCACGAAAAACAGAGAAGACCUCGUGACAGCUCCAACUUCUUUGAUCAAAAGGCUAAAACAAACAAACUGGACCGAGAGACAGGAGUGAGCACUGUGAAGUAUGAUGUCAAGGCAACCCAUCAUGUGAUGCUAGAUGGUGCCCCUGUGACUGUGCUGGACGUGAAACUCUCCUGUGACUACAUGAAGACUCCAUGGUGCUUGAAGAAGGAAGACCACUACCUGCUGGACAGCGUUAUCACACAACAUCCUCCUGGACACAGAUGACUGCUUUCUGUGAAGAUUAUCAUUUUGACAUCUUUCUGCAAACUAUUUCUGUAUUGAUUAGAAUUACAGAAAACAAACGAACUGGACUGAUAGACAGGAGUGAGCACUAUGAAUUAUGAACUCAAAGCAUAAAUAGACGUGGAGUUCAUGCAACAGUCAUAGAUUGGGACUUCAUAUUGUCAAGAUUAUUUUUCAGAAACAUUGCUUCAAACAAAGUUAUUAGGACCAUGACUGUGCAGUUUGCGGUUAAUAAAGGAAGAGGAUAUCAAACAAGCUUUAUUCUUUUCUCUAUAGUAAAGAAAACAUGAGACACUAUCAGGACUGAAAUCUGAAAAGGAUUGAUUUGAAUCAUGUCAUGUCGUGCAUAAACGGAUCUUCUGCCAAAUGUUGCUAGAGUAACUUAAGACUAGUCUGCUCAUUCAGGAAGUCUGAUAAGGAGCAACCUUUUCCACUUCUGAAACCAUGAAAACUUCUGUGACUUAAAGGUCGUAAGGGUAGCUAUAGACCAGAAGGCUGGCAGGAGGUGAACAAUACUUUUGUGCCUCUUAUGAAUAAGAUUCUUUUCUUAUUUGAUUGUCCAACUUUUAAUCUUUUAGGCAAAAUUAUAUUUAAGACUAUGUUAUUGAAAUAAUUUAUAAUUUUUUAAAAAUACUUUUGUUAUACAUUUGAUGUGUAUGCUUGCAAUAGAAUACUGGUUGUUCAGAUUUUUUCUCUGUCAAAGAAACAAUGUGUUUGUUCAAAAUAUUUUUUUAUGAUUAAAAUAUUAUUCAUUUUUUAUUGUGUUUUACUGUAUUCAGUAAUUUUUAAAGAACAUUAAAUAAAAUAUAUCAAUAAAUUUGCUUAUAAUUAUAUAUAUAUAUAUAUAUAUAUAUAUAUAUAUAUAUAUAUAUAUAUAUAUAUAUAUAUAUAUAUAUAUAUAUAUAUAUAUAUGGACUUUUUAGCUCAACUGAGCACAGUGUGCUGAUGGUAGGCUUUUUUCUGCCUUUUUCCCGUUAUGCGUUGCACGUCGUGCAUUGUGCAGUGUCAACAUCAGCUAACUGCAUAGGUCAUCGGGUUUUUAUCGUUCAACUUAAUAAAUAUUUUCUCUCUAAUGUGCAUUUCUCUAUUGAUUUAUUUUUAAGCUUCGUUUUAUUUAUUUUGAAUAAUAUAAGCAUGUAUAGAUCACUCAGCUUUUUAUUAUAACUAGUAUAAUUUUUCGUUUUGAUAAAUUAUUGCCUCAUUCUAUAUGGUUAUUCUUUUUAGGUACAUGUAUUACAUUUUCCUUUAUAUUUAUUUUCAAAGAAUAUUAGGGUCACAUAAACAACCAAGCUAUGAAAUAUGGAUUGUUUACACCCAAUAUUGCUGCUUCUUCCUGUAUUUGCACGAUGAUGAUCUGAAAUAUUAAUUAUAUUCUUAAAUCUUUUUGUAAACAGAAGGGAUGUAGUUGACACUUGUUCGUAAUUUCUUUUCAUUGUUGAUCAAAAAAGUUGUAACUCUGUUGCUCUGGUCUUCUUCCUACCAUUGAGUAAUUAAAUGGUAAUUAAAUUAAAUGUGUUUUAAUUCCCUUUUAUUAUUGUUUAAUUUGAAUAGCCAUGCAAUGAGGUGAAAUUUUAUUUACACUUAUAUGUAUCAUGAAUAUUACUGGGCCAAGUGUGAGGUUGAGCGCUCUAAAACAAGUUUAAACCCCCAGUGCUUUGCAUGGACCAUUCCAAGGUGGUGACCCCAGCUUUAUUCUACUACAUGUAUGUGUGUAUUUUGUUUCAUAUUGUGCAGUACUGAUUUGGCAAUAGACCCUUUCAGUUAUUACCGGUUUUUAAUUAUCUCCCUUGUGUGACGUCAUGCGAUGAUAAUCGAGUGUAUCGAUUGUAAACGAGAACAGAAAUCUUGUUAUAAAAUGUUUUUUUUUCAGCGAUGUAAAUGGACUGAACAUAUGCACGAAAAGAUUUGUACUUACCUAAUUGUUAAUAAUGUAUUAUUUUUUAAUGAAAUUUUGAUAUUCGGUUUAUACUGCUGAUACAGCAGCGGUAUUGUUCAUCAGGGAACGUGAUCGGAAGACUAAAUACUGAAAAUCCCACAAAACAAAACUACUAAAUAAGCCGUAUUCUUUCUUAUAGUAAGACUUUUAUAAAUGAUGUUUAAAAAAUAAUAAAACAUAUAUUUAUUUGAUCACAGUUUUAAGUGGUGUGAA